CAGUUCGCGUGAGCACGCUAGCUGCCUGGCUGGAGAGCACUGCCAAGAGUGACAAGCACGGGCGAAGGAAAGCAGAUCGCUGUCGCUUGUGGACUUUCGCUUGCACUUUCGUUUCACACGUAGAAUGAAAAUCCUUUGUGUCAUCUGCCACGACCUGCUGAUACCAUCCGAGGAUAUAUCCUUCAUUCGUUGCGGACAUGUGUUUCAUUACCACUGUCUACUGCAAUGGCUUGAUAGAUCCCGGACUUGUCCUCAAUGUCGUGACCGAGCGACGGAAAACAGAAUCCAUAAGGCUCACUUUACGUUUUCGAACGCCGAGAUCGGCGCGGAUAACGCGGACAAAUCUCCUCUGCAGGGGAGAAUCGACAGCCUGCAAUUUCAAAUUUUACUGAAUGAAAAGAAUAUCAAGCAUUACACUUCGAAAAAUGCGAUUCUGGAGAAACAAAAUGCUGGCCUCAGGCAGGAAGUGCGAAAGGUGGAAAGCGAGAUCAAUCAGAAAAACUCUGCUAUCUAUGCGUUGAAGGAACAGUUAAACUACUUUAAAGGCAAGAAUCAUACGAAUCUGACAUAUGACAUGCUGAAAAAAAAGCUGUCUCAGAAAGAGAGGGAGAUUAUGGAAUUCCGAGAAAUAACGUCAAGAAAAACGAAAAAAAUUGAAAAACUUCGACAUGAACUUGAAAGACACCGUCAAUUCUUAAAGGAAGAGCGAUUUAAAAGAUCAAAAUCUGAAGUACGUUUAACAUCUUACAAAAAUGAUAAUAUAUCUCUAAAACAUCGAGUUAAUGAAUUAGAAAAAUUGCUUAAGAUUACAUCGGAUCAAAAUUGUAUUACUGAAUCUAAUAUCCAAAGAAACUCCAAUGAAAAUUCUUUGAUUAACAUACAGCCAGUAGAUAUUUGUAACCAGGAAAUAAAUGUAAAACAAGAAACUACAAAUCAAAAUGGUUCAACAUCUUUAGAAACUGAAGUUGAAAUUAUUACUGAUACGGAACAGGAAUACUCUAUAUUUAAUUCUACGUACGAAGAAUGUUCAAUUGUUCCAAAACAAGCGAGAUUAUGUUUGCGAUCAGGUAAUAGUAGUGAUAAGAUAAAUGAUGUAGUUAUGAUCGAUUAGUGACACUGUCGGAAUAAGUUCACAAUCGAAACAGAAGAAAUGUUAAAACUAAAAAGUCUUUCGCGAUAUUAUCAUCCUUAAAAAAUAAGCAUUUGUAUAAAAAGCAAUUCAGUAUAAAAAUUUAUUUUUAUUGCAGUUUAUCUGCUCAAUUUAUAUUUAAUUCUAAAAGAUAAUACACAGAAAAUAACAUUACAUGUAUUCAAAUUUUAUAUAUGUAUUUUAUUAUAUUAAAGUUCCAUUACCUCUUUAUAGUGGAAUCUCUUCCUCAAUUUUAUUUUUAUUUAUUUUUACUUUUAUUUAAACUAAGAAUUCAUUAUAAUCGAAAUUAAUUUUGUUUUUGAUGAUAAAUUAACAAAGUAAAAUUAUCUUUCAUAUUUUAUUUUCUUAUAUAACGUAUAAACAAACAAAAAAGAUUCCAAUUUAAAGAGACAGGUUCCAGAAUAAUGACGGAUGUAAAAUAAAGAAUCUUUACUAAUUUCUUUGCAGUAACUGUUUUAUCUUUUUAUGCACAAUUUAUAUAGCGCAAAUGUGUAGUAUUCCAAUUAAUAUAUUUUAAAUUUUAUAUCAAGGAGAUCCUGAAGUGAAGCAAAUUACUGAUAUUUUUUAAAUUAAUAUAUUUUUUAAAUAUCUUUGAAUUGGCUUUACAGAAUUUCGAAAUUUCACAUAAUUAAAGUAUCCACAAAAAUGAAGAGGGCAACGGUCAAUUUCAUUUCAAUAACAAGAAGUUGUUUAACUGUUAAAAUGAAUUGCUUUAGACACAGUAAGCUAUCAGCUGACGUCAAUAUUUGUUUAAAAUUAAAAUUCUACAGUUUAUAUGUAUAAAAUAAAAUAAUUGCCCUCUAACGAAAACAUAAAAGAUUAAUGUUAUGCUAUUAUAACUAAGAUUUAAAAUCUAGAAAAAAGAUAUUUUCUAAUAAGAAACGUUGGUGAACCCUACAUUAUCGAUCAAGUUUGACGGGCACUCCAGCAUCCUCUUAAUAAUAUAUAUAGUAAUAAAAACAUUAUGUGCAAGAGUUUCGCUUUUCUUCGAAAGUAUAUAAUAGUAAAAGCUGAGAUAAAUAUAAAAAUUUAUAUCUUCUUUAGUUAAUGAUUAAAUGUCAACAUAUUGCAUUGUAAUAAGACAAUGUGUACGUAUUAAUCUACAAUUUUUUAAAUAUAGAGCAUAUAUUUUGUGUGUAUGUGUAUUUGUAGACAUCUACCUCAAGAAAAAUCUGUACGUAAUUCUCAACGUAAUGCAUAACUCAUAUUUGCAUAAAAUUUUAUCUAAUUAA
Molecule: messenger RNA, 2382 nt
Organism: Monomorium pharaonis (pharaoh ant)
Lineage: Eukaryota; Metazoa; Arthropoda; Insecta; Hymenoptera; Formicidae
Product: E3 ubiquitin-protein ligase TRAIP
Exons: 5
Coding region: 125-1111 (328 amino acids)
Source: RefSeq, a predicted model, not a curated record